AAAACAAUUCCCUUACUUCUCUCUCCCUUUUUCUCACACACUUUCACUGCUUCCCCCAAUCUCUCCAUUCAACACUGCUCCUCCUUCCUCUCCGUUUCUCUUGCCUCGAAUGCUUCUGUUCUCUCCGAUUUCCGUUUCCUUCCUUCUUGGAUUUCCGCUACACUUUGGAAUGUGAAACUGCAGAUUAAGUUGUCGUUCAGGUAUUGGGUUCAAGAUGAAUGAUGGUAGACCAAUGGAGUUGCAUUACAUAGACCCUUGUUUUCCAUAUACUCCUAGUGAAAGCUUCAUGGAGUUCUUCGACGGCCCGCCAGCGGAUUAUGAUCACGCUGGAUCAAUUCCUUAUCAGGAAUACUGGUCCAUGAACAUGAAUCCUUACAAGUUUGGCUUGUCUGGUCCGGAUAGUGCAUCUUAUUAUGGAUUUUACGAAGAAAAUAAUAGUUUACCAAGACGGGAGUUCGAUAGGGGAGAGUGGGAAUAUCCUUUAACAACGACCACUGAGGAACUCACCACAACAGACUCUCCAUCCGGAAGGGAUGGAGUGAAUGGAAUGCAGACCAUCCCUGAAGAAUCCAGCCCAAAUCGUCAUGAUUCCAAUAGUGCUGAGGUUAUAUGGCAAGACAAUAUCGAUCCAGAUAAUAUGACUUAUGAGGAAUUACUGGACUUGGGUGAGGCCGUGGGAACUCAAAGCCGAGGCCUUUCUCAAGAACUCAUUGAUUUGCUCCCGACCUCAAAGUACAAAUUUGGAAGCUUGUUUAAAAGAAAAAAUUUUGGGAAAAGGUGCGUAAUUUGUCAGAUGUCGUAUAGAAGAGGUGACCGACAAAUAAAAUUACCAUGCGGGCAUGUUUACCAUGGUGAAUGCAUCACUAAAUGGCUUAGCAUUAACAAGAAAUGCCCAGUUUGCAAUGUUGAGGUAUUUGGUGAGGAAUCGACGCACUAGCCUAAUCUUGGGGAAAAUCUUAGUUUUCUUUGCUUUAUUAUUUUUCUUAAAUCUUUUCUUUUUGAGUUUUUUUUUUUCGGAAUUUGUUACACUUAGGUAGGUGUCGACUAGGAAAGCACUCAGCGGUCCUGUUACGUGCCCUGUUUACUAUCAACCAUAUAGUCCAAGUUUAAGUCGAUAAUGUAGUUUGAGUUUUUAUGUUAUUCAGCACUGCGGAUGGAUGUUAAGGUAGAUUUGGUCCAUAAAAAAUGGAUAAAUUGAAUUACUUACAAAUAGAUAUUUUUUGAUGCAUUAUAUUUUGUGGA
Prosopis cineraria is the source of this 1242-nucleotide messenger RNA. Its product is annotated as E3 ubiquitin-protein ligase BIG BROTHER-like. The transcript is spliced from 8 exons. Gene Ontology annotation, molecular function: ubiquitin conjugating enzyme binding; ubiquitin-protein transferase activity. The record is from RefSeq and is a predicted model, not a curated record. The coding region runs from base 215 to 937 and encodes 240 amino acids. NCBI's taxonomy places the organism in Eukaryota, Viridiplantae, Streptophyta, Magnoliopsida, Fabales, Fabaceae. Gene Ontology annotation, biological process: negative regulation of organ growth; protein ubiquitination.